Thalassophryne amazonica is the source of this 1863-nucleotide messenger RNA. RefSeq lists its product as uncharacterized. The record is from RefSeq and is a predicted model, not a curated record. The transcript has 13 exons. Bases 1 to 1863 code for a protein of 620 amino acids. NCBI's taxonomy places the organism in Eukaryota, Metazoa, Chordata, Actinopteri, Batrachoidiformes, Batrachoididae. Gene Ontology annotation, cellular component: apical plasma membrane; cell surface. Gene Ontology annotation, biological process: neutrophil migration.
AUGAUUCACAGAAUAAAGUUAGAUGACACACGAGCACAUUUCUUUGACAUCAGCGGCUGCAGGUUCUCAGGUGUUUUUUUCCGGCGUGGCUCCAAAAUGAGGAUCUGCUCCGACACAUGCAAGAAAAUCAUUUGCACCAAAGCUGCUGUUCUCCAGCUGCUGAGGUCCAAGCCCCUGAACCCCUGCCAAGGAAAACAGUGCCAGGUGGACUCUCUGUGCACUGUGAUUUGUCCGUCUGUCAUCAGUGUCCAUGAACACCUGAUGUCUGUCCGUGACCACUGUACAUACGAGAUGCUGGUCCCCUUGUCCAGGCUGGACUUCAGCCUGCUGGGGAACUUUCAGGAGCGGUGCAGUAAAGAUGUGGUCUUUCUGGAAAGGCUGAUCCUGAAACUGGACAAGCCAAAUGUUCUCAUUCACCUGGAACAAGGCGGCAGAGUUCUGGUGGGCGGAGCAGAGGUGACGCUCAGCAGCACGCCUCGGCUGUUUCACGGCGUGACGCUGUCCAAAAAUGAAAGCGGAGUGAUGGCCGAGGCCUCGCUGUCCAAUGGCACCCUAACUGUCGUCUUCAACGGCAUCACGGCUCACAUCCACCUGACAGAACCAGGACCUCUGCGGGGCAUCUGCAAUGGGUCCAGUCGUUGGCUGAGUGACCUCAGUGAUGUCGGCUGUAAGAUGCAGCACUGCGAACGUGCAGACAGAACGAUUGACUGCAUGAAAACGACUGAACGACCUCAUCAUUCUCUCAUCAUCCGUCACUGUAUAUAUGUGCAACAGCUGCAAUUUCCUGAAGAAGGCGCCCUUCACUGCGUGCAGACACCACACCGACCCUGCACCCUUCAUCACCGCCUGCACCAACAUGAUGUGCAGGUACCCGGUGGCAGACGGCCUCAGCCACUGUCAGUUCCUGGAGGCGUACGCCAACAUCUGCCGACUCCGUGGCACCUUCCUGCUGAGGGGUGGAGGUCAAAUGUCAACUGUUCUGCUCCUCAGAUCUUCUGUCCGGACCGGAUCUGCAGCGCUCACGAGUUCUGCGGUGAGACGGUUGAAGACGGUGGAACCCACUGCUACUGUCGGGCCAUUUUUGCCACCAAACACCGAUCCCCUCAAAGUAUGACACCAUUCGUCUGCAUGGGCGACUCUGUUUCAGUCACGCUGCCCGUCUGUCUCCUGGAGGCCAAAGGCAUCGGCUCCUCCACCUUACACCUCCAGGAUCAGACCUGCAGAGGUCAGGUAGACAACACCACUCACAUGGUGACCUUCAGCUUCAACAGCUCCAACACCUGUGGGACCGUGGUGACGGCCAACAGCAGCCACAUUAUUUACAGGAACGCCAUCAUGAACUGGAACACGACUGACAUCAUCAUCUACGUGACCCGAAACCUCAAAGAUGGACAGUGGCGAUACACUCUGACCAUGAAGGCCUAUGUGGAUGCUGCUCACACACAUGCCAUUGACUCAGUCACUAGGAUCUAUAUGAACCAGAGGAUCUGGGUGGUGCUAAAGGCAGACGGACUAGACAACAACAUUGUUGCUUUGGUGGCAGAAUCCUGCUGGGCAACAAAAGAACCGCAACCCAGUGCAAGUCUCAGACACGACCUGAUCAUGAACGGUUGUGCUAACCAUGUUGACGGGACCAUAAAUGUGGAAGCAAAUGGACUGGGAAACUCCGCCCACUUCUCCUUCAAGGUGUUCAUGUUCUCUGGGAAAUCUCGCCAGGUCUUCCUGCACUGCAAACUCCACCUUUGUAUCAAGAAAACCGCCACCUCCUGCAACCCGAGAUGCACCAGACUUGUGAGAGUCGCCAGAUCUGCCAGGACCAAUGAUGGUAAUGGAAGCAUCAUCACCAUGGCCUGGACUCAUUAG